This is a messenger RNA of Dibothriocephalus latus, 840 nucleotides long. The record is from the annotation of a GenBank genome assembly. NCBI's taxonomy places the organism in Eukaryota, Metazoa, Platyhelminthes, Cestoda, Diphyllobothriidea, Diphyllobothriidae.
AUGUCGGAUACCUUGGAGACUGUGGUCUGUAGACGUCGUCCGACCGAAUGUUCGUCGGAGGUCGACAAAAAUGUUGAUGAUCAAUCAGAUUCUAAAAUUGCUGAUGACUCCAAACUUCCUAGGUUAACACUUAUGGAAGAGAUCCUUCUGCUGGGCUAUAAAGACCGCGAGGGAUACACCUCUUUCUGGAACGACAACAUCAGUGUUGGUCUUCGUGGGUGUUUUUUGAUUGAGUUAGCAUUCCGGGGAAGAAUAGCUUUGGAGCCCCCAUCAGCGAGGCGGCGUUUUAUCCUGAACAGGAAUGUCGUAGUGGUAAAGGACGUUCCAACAGGUGAUAUGCUUCUGGAUGAGGCCCUCCGUACAAUCCAUACCAAUGAGCCGACCGACGUUAAGUCAUGGAUUGAGUACCUUAGUGGUGAAACUUGGAAUCCAUUUAAAAUUACUCUACAAAUGCGGAAUGUUAGGGAAAGGAUAGCGAAAAAUCUGGUCGAAAAGGGGAUUUGUUCCACUGAAAAACAAAAUUUUGUUAUAUUCGAUAUGACGACUCACCCCCUUGUAAAUACUCCUACCAAACAGUAUGUUAUGCAACGGCUAAGGGACUCCGUCCUCUCAAACUGGUCCGAGGACAUACAAAAAAUGGAUAAAAGGUUGUUAUCCCUGAUUGUCGUUGCACACCGCUCCGAUGUCCUUGAGAAUGCCUUCACUUCCCUUUCCAACGAUCAGUAUAACUUUGCAAUGAAACACGUGCGCACUCUGCUGGACUUGAAUUACAAUGAACUUGGCUCCACGGGAUCAUCAACCGAUGUUAUGUGGGCUGUAUUUGCUGCACUGAGUCCAUAG